AUGUCGCAAACUCAGAACUUUGCAUACCCAGCAGCCGAGGAUGCAAGAAAGGACCGUACAUUGGCCGAGUUCCUCUUGAUGCUCGACGAUUACGAGCCACUGAUACCCAAUGAGGUCACAGACUACUACCUGCAGCGGGUCGGGUUUGAAUGUGAAGACGUUCGGCUAAAGCGCCUUCUCUCUCUCGCUGCCCAAAAAUUCGUCUCUGACAUUGCCGCCGACGCCUACCAACACGCUCGGAUACGUACAAAUGCGUCAGGAGGUCGCGCGCGAGCUAACCAACCGCUCACUGAUCUCAGCUCUGCACUCGCAGAGUAUGGCAUCAACUCUCGGAAACCGGACUUUUACAUGUAA
Messenger RNA from Desarmillaria tabescens, 354 nucleotides. Its product is annotated as transcription initiation factor TFIID 23-30kDa subunit-domain-containing protein. NCBI's taxonomy places the organism in Eukaryota, Fungi, Basidiomycota, Agaricomycetes, Agaricales, Physalacriaceae. Gene Ontology annotation, cellular component: nucleus; SAGA complex; transcription factor TFIID complex. The transcript has 5 exons. Gene Ontology annotation, biological process: transcription initiation at RNA polymerase II promoter. Gene Ontology annotation, molecular function: promoter-specific chromatin binding; RNA polymerase II general transcription initiation factor activity. The coding region runs from base 1 to 354 and encodes 117 amino acids. The record is from RefSeq and is a predicted model, not a curated record.